CAAUUGUAACGUGUUGUAUGUGUUAUGUGUUUCUUAAGUUUUAAUUUAUGAAUUUUCAAACAGUAUGUAAAAUGAGCUCACUUUUUAAAACUCGAAAGUUAUUAUUUUUAAUUUAUUAGAAUUAUCCAAAUAUUUUGGUGCUUUGAAAUGUCUGAAGGUGUAUAUGGUGAUCAAGAAACUAAUCUUGUUAAUAAAGUACUAGUUGCAAAAUUUCAGAAACCAUUGAACUGUCAUGUAUGUAAUGGAUAUUAUGGAUCUUGUUUUGAAGAACAAAUAUGUCAAACAUGUCAUUUAUUUCUUUUUUCGGAUGAUUUAUCUCAAGCUUUACAUGAAGACGUUUCUAAUACAAUGGGUAUAGAGGAUGGUGAUAGUGGAAAUGAUGAACCAGCAGAUACAUUUUAUAAUGGACAUCAACGUCCUAUACAAGAUAUUUCUCUUGAUGUAUCAGGUAAUUUGGCAGCAGCACCAUCUCAAGAUUUAGCAAGGCGACUUCAGCUACUAUCUGAAAUGUCAGCUAUACGUCCUUUUGAUGGAGAUAGUGAUUACUUUCAAGAACUUCCACCUGAAGUAUUAUUGACUGUUUUUUCAUACUUGGAUGACUUUAGUCUAUGGUGUGUUAGUAAAGUUUGUACACGAUGGGAUCAACUUCUCCGUUCUCAUAUUCCACAAACUACUUGGUGUAGGUUAGUGGAUAAAUGUUGGCCAUUAUUUAAACCCCUCAAAAAUGUAGAUGAUUGGCAUUUUAUAUGUUCAUCUUUAAUUAAUAGUUCAUCAUGUUUAUCCUGUGUACGACGCAUGUUUGUUCGACCUUAUGCUGAGUGUCAAGAAAAUUCUUGGAGAAGGAGACGUUUACGUCAUGAAGUCAAAAGUUUAAAAGGUGAUCCUCCAGAAGGUAUAAGAGCUGUACCUUUAGACAGUCAUUGGUGUCAUUGGCAAGCCACAAUUUUAGGACCUGUUGGUAGUCCUUUCGAAGGCGGAAUUUUUUAUCUUUAUAUACAGAUUCCUUAUGGAUAUCCCAUGAGUCCUCCAGUUGUAAGAUUUUUAACCAAAAUAUUUCAUCCUAAUAUAUCUCGUCAUGGAGAUAUUGGUUUAGAUUCAAUUCAUCAUAAUUGGAGUCUAGCUUUAACCUUAGCUAAAGUAUUGAUAUCUAUUCAGUCAUUGCUAACAGAUCCAUUUUGUGAUGUAUGUAUGGAACCAGAUAUUGCUCAUCUCUAUAAUAAUGAUAGACAAACAUAUGAUGCAAUUGCUAGGUACUGGACUCAUCAAUUUGCUAUGAAUGAUAUUCUUUCAUGGCCUAGUUAAGUUUUUGUAAAUGGGUAAACAUACAAAAACUUUUUAAAUUAAAUUUAUGUAAUUAUGUAAAAAUUAGAAUGUUAUGUACAUCAAAAUAAAUUUGAUCUUUUUUUUCUAAAAUGUAAAUAAAUACAAAAAAAAAAAAAUUUAAAUAAUAAAAAUGCGUUUUUAAUUAUAUUAAUACAUAUAAGAUAUUCAAAAAGUAAA
Messenger RNA from Daktulosphaira vitifoliae (grape phylloxera), 1500 nucleotides. RefSeq lists its product as uncharacterized. NCBI's taxonomy places the organism in Eukaryota, Metazoa, Arthropoda, Insecta, Hemiptera, Phylloxeridae. Gene Ontology annotation, molecular function: protein binding. The transcript is spliced from 7 exons. Bases 148 to 1302 code for a protein of 384 amino acids. The record is from RefSeq and is a predicted model, not a curated record.